This is a messenger RNA of Peronospora farinosa, 1593 nucleotides long. The record is from the annotation of a GenBank genome assembly. Lineage: Eukaryota; Oomycota; Peronosporomycetes; Peronosporales; Peronosporaceae.
AUGAAUCGUGUACUUGAGACCAUUUUCCCGGACUAUUUCUCCUGCCAGAUCACCAGUAGCAAUUAUUAUUCUUAUCCAGAGAACUCCCUCAAGUCAAAUUUGAUCUUUUGCGUUGUAUACAAAGGCCAGGAACUUAUCAAAGACGGACGUGUGAUCCUUUUUUUUGCUCCUGGACCGGACCCUGAGCCACGCUUUGAAAGUUUUGACCUGAAUUCUCCACGGCCGCUGUUUGCCAAGGACGUUAAAAAUGUGGAGCCUGGAGAUCUGAUUGAGUUUGAAAGCACGACAUUUUCAACGCCGGAUGCUUUGGGAUUCGUGCCUCAGAAUUUGGACGUAUUUUCCAAUAAAUUGUUCGUCCAAGCAUUGAUUCAUCAUGAUGUGAACGAUCCGGACGCCAACUCGCGAGUGGGGAAUACGUACAGCAAACCGGUCGAAGUGCGGUUUGAUGGUGAUGAAGCUGACAAUGUCGUCAAGAUUGUCGUGGACCAGGUUGUCAGUGAGACAAUGGAUUUGACGCCGACCGAGUGGAUUGAGCAUAUCACAAUGAAAAGUCAACUUUUGAGUGAGUACCACAAUCAGGACGUGUACAUGAUGGCUUCCAUUGUGCUGCCAAAGGAUUACAAGGCUUUGAAGAAGUCGUCUCGGUUUCCCGCAGUAUACUACAUUGAAGGAUUUACUGGUACGGAGUCGUAUGCAAAGCGUGCAAAGGGAUUUCUGUCGUCUGAGAUGGGACAGGAUUGGCAGGCUGGACAUUGGCCGGUUCCCAUGCUUCGCGUUACCCUGGGGUCGCGCUUUAGGUUUGGCCACACUUCGUUCGCUGAUACCGAAGCCAAUGGUCCAUGGGGUACAGCAUUAGUGACAGAAUUCAUCCCGUACCUAGAAAGCCUAUAUGCCGUCGUUCCUUCUGCGUCGGGUCGUUUUCUACACGGCCACUCGUCGGGUGCUUGGGCGACACUGUGGCUGCAGCUACAGUUUCCCGACUUUUUUGGUGGCACGUGGAGUUCGGCUCCUGAUCCUGUCGACUUUUCGCGAUUCCAAGUGGUGAAUAUCUACGAAGCAGAGAAUGCGUAUUGGGAUGCUAAUGGCAAUCCGUACCCGACCAGCCGCAACAAUGGACUCACUACGUGCAACAACCGUGACGAGAAUUUACUGGAGCGAGUAUACGGUCGCGGCAAUGGCGGGCAGUGGGAUGCUUUCUUUGCCAUCUUUGGUCCACGAGGUGCUGAUGGAAUGCCAAUCCCUCUUUUCGACAAGUUGUCGGGUGACAUAAAUCGUGAUGUUGCGAAAUAUUGGGAGCGGUUCGACAUUUGCAAGUAUCUUCAAAAGAGACCAGAGUUACUGCUGACGGAAUUACGCGGAAAAAUUCACGUCAUUUGUGGUGUCGAGGACACGUACUACCUCAACUUUGCGUGUCGAUCAUUGCAAAAGCUGGUUGGGGAUAGUACAAGCAAUUUACAGGAUGGAUCUAUUGUGCCAAACUAUGUGGCAAUGGUACCUGGAGACCACACCAGUAUCCGCUCUCGAGCACAUUACAUUCAAGUGUACUCUGAGAUUGCUGCUGUAUACAAACACAAUACGAAAAGCGUAAAGUAA